Verticillium alfalfae VaMs.102 is the source of this 666-nucleotide messenger RNA. RefSeq lists its product as hypothetical. Gene Ontology annotation, molecular function: RNA cap binding. The record is from RefSeq and is a predicted model, not a curated record. Lineage: Eukaryota; Fungi; Ascomycota; Sordariomycetes; Glomerellales; Plectosphaerellaceae. Gene Ontology annotation, cellular component: P-body; Lsm1-7-Pat1 complex. Gene Ontology annotation, biological process: deadenylation-dependent decapping of nuclear-transcribed mRNA. The transcript is spliced from 2 exons. The coding region runs from base 1 to 666 and encodes 221 amino acids.
AUGGAGCACCUCUCCAUAGAAGACCCCUCCCACCAGGGCCAGCCGGUCCUGGGCGGCGGCGUCCCUCCCCCGCAACAGCAGCAGCAGCAGCAGCAGCAGCUGCCGCCGCAAAUGUUCACGACGGCCGCCCAGCUCCUCGACCUCACCGACAAAAAGCUCAUGGUCGCUCUGCGCGACGGCCGCAAGCUCAUCGGUGUUCUACGCAGCUGGGACCAAUUCGGUAUGCCUCUCCCCCCUCUCCCCCCUUCCAAGUCUUCGCAUUCCCGCACUUUGCACGCCAUGAAGCCGAGGAGACACCCCUCGUCUGCCAGAGGACGGACCCUGACAGACCACGCAACGCAGCAACCUCGUUCUCCAGACACAGUCGAGCGCGUCUUCGCCCCCGCACCCGUCGCCGCCGCGCAGCGGUGCCACGCGACGACGCCGUCACCAGACCAGCAGCCGCGCGGCGGCCUCUACGCCGACAUCAAGCGCGGCGUCUUCCUCGUGCGCGGCGAGAACGUGCUGCUCCUCGGCGAGAUUGACCUCGACAAGGACGACGACCCGCCGCCGGGCUACGAGCUCGGCGAGCCCGAGGUCGUGCACCGCCUCGCCGAGGGGCGCAAGGACGCCGACAAGGGCAAGGAGAAGGCGAGGCUGCGCAAGCUGGCGCGGAGCGGGGUUUGA